AUGGGUGCCAAUGGAUCAGCAGAUGAUAUUAACGCCAUGGAAAUCCAUCACUGGUACACAAAAUUUAUGAAGGAGUGCCCAUCUGGACAGCUUUGUCUGCAUGAAUUUAAACAUGUUCUGGGUCUGCAAGGUCUUACUCAAGAUGCAAACAAGUACGUUGAACAAGUAUUUCACACUUUUGACAUGAAUAAGGAUGGAUUUAUAGACUUUUUGGAGUUUAUAGCCGCAAUAAAUUUGGUUAUACGAGGGAAAAUCGACCAAAAACUGAAAUGGUAUUUUAAGCUAUAUGAUGCUGAUGGAAACGGAUCUAUUGACAAAAAAGAACUCCUAAGCAUAUUCACGGCUAUCCAGGCUAUUAAUGGCAACCAGAGCAUGACUCCUGAAGAGUUCACAAACAUGGUAUUUCAGAAGAUAGAUGUAAACAAUGAUGGGGAACUGACAUUAGAAGAGUUUAUCAAUGGUGUGGAAAGCGACGCGAGCCUGUUGGAACUGAUUUCAAAAAGUUUUGACCUUUCCAAUGUACUUAAAGUCAUACAAAGUGGAAGGCGGCACAGCAUCUGA
Mauremys mutica (yellowpond turtle) is the source of this 561-nucleotide messenger RNA. RefSeq names its product guanylate cyclase activator 1C (gene GUCA1C). Bases 1 to 561 code for a protein of 186 amino acids. Gene Ontology annotation, molecular function: calcium sensitive guanylate cyclase activator activity; calcium ion binding. The transcript has 4 exons. NCBI's taxonomy places the organism in Eukaryota, Metazoa, Chordata, Testudines, Geoemydidae. The record is from RefSeq and is a predicted model, not a curated record.